GUGCUGACUGCGGCAUGUUUGGUGGCUGGCCCUACUUGGCCUACCAAUAUCUCCAGAGCGCUGGUGGCAUGUUCAGUGAAGCAGACUGGCCCUAUUGGGCGACUGGCAUGUACCCAUGCAUGCCCAAAGGCUACAGCAAACCUCUCUGCGGCAACCAUGACGACCUCUUCUGCAAGCCCAACUCCACGAAAGGCCAGGGCCCGUUGCAGCUCUGCCACGCCUCGCACGGCUUCGCCACGCGCGUAACUGGAUGGAGGGCACUGAGCCGCAAUGAAUCGGAGCUUGCUUCGCAGCUGGUACAAUAUGGGCCACUGUCCGUGCUGAUUGUGGCAGAUAACCUUCAGUUCUACCACUCCGGGAUCUGGCGAG
Symbiodinium pilosum is the source of this 369-nucleotide messenger RNA. Lineage: Eukaryota; Dinophyceae; Suessiales; Symbiodiniaceae. The record is from the annotation of a GenBank genome assembly.